This is a messenger RNA of Talaromyces proteolyticus, 1626 nucleotides long. Its product is annotated as major facilitator superfamily domain-containing protein. Gene Ontology annotation, molecular function: transmembrane transporter activity. The transcript has 4 exons. Lineage: Eukaryota; Fungi; Ascomycota; Eurotiomycetes; Eurotiales; Trichocomaceae. The record is from RefSeq and is a predicted model, not a curated record. Gene Ontology annotation, biological process: transmembrane transport. Bases 1 to 1626 code for a protein of 541 amino acids.
AUGCGCUCUCGCUCACCAUCGCUAUCUAUUCACUCCAAACAUGAAGCACCAAAUGCGACAGUUUCUCAAGAGACCAUCAAGAGACCAUUUUUAGUACAGCAGCAUCCUACACAAUCACAAAGCAGCCUACGGCUUCCUUCUGCUCUUCGAGAUAGCGGUAUUGAACUUCAACAGUAUACUCAUGGGCCAGGUAAUGUCAAUGACGCAGGACAGCCAUGGAUUAGUGGCUCGCUAGAAGUGUGGAUGAUUGGGUGUUUCGCAAUAAUGGCAUUCAUGGUCUCUUUAGAUGCUUUGAUUAUGGUUACAACUCUCAAGAAUAUUUCCCAGAUUUACGACUCCAGUUAUCCUCGUGACGCUACUUGGCCUAUAACUGUCUAUUUCCUCCUAAACAUACCGAUUCAAAGGGUCGCAGUGGCUGCAACAGAGAUGAUCAGCCGCCGAUUUGUUCUUAUCUCUGGAAUCUCAAUUUUUAGCAUCGGGGUGAUUCUUCUUUCGGCAGCACCCGUUCUGUUUCCUAUUCUUCUCGUUGGCCGAGGGCUCCAGGGAAUGGGAUCCGGCGUCAUGACUUCGGUUGCCCCUGCGAUGUUGACGGAGAUGAUCCCUCCACAGAGAAGAUCUCGAUACAACUGCGCCAUAUUUUUUGCUGCUGCUCUUGGAGUCGGCCUAGGACCUGCUCUCGGAGGCGUGUUUUUGGAAGACCUGGCAAUAUGGCGAUGGAUAUAUUACAUAUCCGCCCCGUUUUGUUUUAUUCUUCUGAUGUCCACCCCGUUCGCGAUUCGACCUGUCGGAGAGAUACUUGGGCCUAAACUAAGCAUUCUAAGUAUUGACUGGACAGGCAUAUGCUUUUUGAUGGCUAGUUUGACGGCGUUGGUCCUCGGUAUCACUUGGGCCGGUGUUCCCGAUCAGGUCACAGCUUGGCGUACGUUGUUCCCACUAGCAGCAGGUAUCGUUUGUUUAGUAGGGACUGUUAUGUAUGAGAGGUCUGGGGCGUCGAAGCCAAUUUUUUCAUUUCAAGUUCUUAAGACAUCGCCAGUGACGUUCGUGUGCGUUUUCAUUCACAGCCUUGUGAUGUUCAUCCAAGUAUUUUAUGUCCCAGAAUUCCUACAAGGGGUAUAUGAGUUAUCACCCAGUUAUAUGGGAGCAUUACUAGUGCCAUUAACAUCAACUUCACUUUUGGUUACUGCAAUCACGGGUAUCAUCACAGAAAGAUUUCGUGCAUAUCGUUGGGCAAUCUGGUCCGGGUGGGCUCUGACUAUAGCGUCAGCUGGUUGUAUGACGAUAUUCAGCGCUAGCACCAGCCUGGUGAUUUGUGUUAUUGUGCUAAUAGUCGCCGGUGUCGGUCACGGUUUGGUUAUGUCAGGCAGUCAUACCGCGAUCCAAAGAAUGGCUACGUCUGCGAAUGUUCGUGACGCCUUACUACUUUCCAACUUCAUCCGGACAAUUGCAAUAUGUGUGGCAGUUUCUGCGGGUGGGACGACUUUUCAGGCGCGCUUCUACUCUCGCUUGUUUCAGUCAAAUGAGGUUUAUGCUUUGACCUUCCGAGACAUCAUGUAUACGAGUCUCGUUCUAGCUGGUCUGGGUGGAUUGUUGUCGCUACUUUUGGCAUGGCGGAAGAGGAGUUUAUAA